CCAGUGCUAUAACAUAACAUAACCCCAUUAUUCACACAUAACGCGCUCUUUCUCAUUCUCAGCUCCAUUUUCAAUUCACAUUUCGAAACGAACAAAGAAAGCUUCAGAAAAUCAUCGUGAAAUGUUGACCUUCGUCAAGCGUGGAUUAGGUUUUCUCCUCCGAUUCUUCUUCCGUUCCGUUCAAGCUGCCAUGAGGUGCUUCUUCGGAUUCAGAGAGAGUCGUCAUCACCUCCCUGAACCUCUUCUUGUUUCCACCGCACCUUCUCGCUCCACAACAACGGAUGCGGUGAUAUCGGAGAAUCGUUUGUGCUCUUUGUUAUCGAAAGAAGAGAAAGGAAAUUCAGCUAGGAAUGCUGCUGAUGAGGUUUCUCUGAACGAUGAGGCAAAGUUUCUUCAAGCUUGUGGUGUGAUAUCAGGAACGCCUCCUGAAAUUCGCAAAACAUCCACGAAAUUGAAAGUGUCACCCGCUUGCGAUAGCGAACCUUCAAGGUUUCAUUCCUGGCUUCCCAAUACUUCUGCCGAGAAACUUCAGCUGGAUGUUGAUUCUUUUGAGCACACACCUAGCAGCUUUGUCUUCAAGGCCCAGGACACUCAAUAUGACUCUCCUGACUAUGUGGAAGGGAGUUGGACUAGGAGUCCUCAAACUGCAUAUAAGAUUAGAAAGAAUGAAGCUUGGACAGGCACAGAGGCUCAGAAGAAGAACAAAUCGGUGCGCUUUGAAUCUGAGAAUGAUCUAGUAUCUUAUCAAAGCCCGCCAGUUGAUGGUCAUGUGCAAAAAAACAAGUCACCCAAUAGCCAAAUGCCAAGUAAUCGAUCACCUUAUCCUACGCCAUUGAAGUUAUCUGACGAGCUGCAAACACCUGGAACCGUGUACCCUGCCUCAUUAGAUGGGCUAUGCGAUGGUAAGCAUCGUGUUCGGUCACAAUUAGUCUAUACAAAUUGCAACGCUGGUGAGAAUCUCCUGCUGACCAAGUUACUUGAAGUGCAAGGUCUUAACCCUGAGCACGAUUCAAGUGAGCUGGGUGUCGAGCAAGAUCAUAAGCUGGAAGCAAGUUUAUCUUCUUGGUUAGAACAUGCGGGAAACGGUGAAAUGGAGUCUGCUUCUGAUUUUGAGAUCCUGAAAUCUGCUGACACGCCUAGUAUUGGGGCGGUUCCUGCUGAAUUGAAUGAAGAUGAGGAUUCUCAUCUUGCUUCUCCUAAGGCGCACGAAGUCAAUGGAAUACCCAACACAACAAAGAAGUACAAGGAGGAUCAGAAAGUUAAGUGGCAUGCAACACCCUUUGAAGAGAGGCUGAAUAAGGCAUUAUCUGAGGAGAAACAUCUCUCUCAAAGGAAACUCGCAUUUGCAAAACCAGUUGUAUUUGAGGAUAUUGAGGAGUGAUGCUCAGCAACAAUCAUCCACAGUUAGAGGAGUGAUACUCAUUUCACCAAGCUAUGUGGCAAAAAGGCUUCACCUGAAUUCAUAAUCAAGAUCAUUAUGAGUUGAGAUUAUAAAGGCCAAUUUUCAAUCACAAUAGUAUAGGUUCAUUUCUGAUUUUCACCUAUACUAAAAAAGUAGAAGUACAUUUAAAGUAUAUAUUUUGAUUAUAGAUUUUUUUUUAUUACCUUGUGUAUAGAUAGGUAAUUCGGUAUUACUGAAAUACUUUUUUGGUAUAAUUGUUUGGGAUUCUUUAUCUCCUA
Messenger RNA from Vicia villosa (hairy vetch), 1680 nucleotides. RefSeq names its product protein JASON-like. Lineage: Eukaryota; Viridiplantae; Streptophyta; Magnoliopsida; Fabales; Fabaceae. Gene Ontology annotation, biological process: male meiosis II. The transcript has 7 exons. The record is from RefSeq and is a predicted model, not a curated record. The coding region runs from base 122 to 1381 and encodes 419 amino acids.